GACCAAGAAAAGGAGGAACAACGGCCGUGCCAAGAAAGGCCGGGGCCACGUUCAGCCCAUCCGCUGCACCAACUGUGCCCGCUGUGUGCCCAAAGACAAGGCCAUCAAGAAGUUUGUCAUCAGGAACAUUGUUGAGGCAGCGGCUGUGAGGGACAUCUCCGAGGCCAGUGUGUUCGAUGCUUACGUGUUGCCAAAACUGUAUGUUAAGCUUCAUUACUGUGUAAGCUGCGCCAUUCACAGCAAAGUGGUGAGGAACCGAUCACGUGAGGCCAGGAAGGACCGCACGCCACCGCCUCGCUUUAGACCUGCUGGUGCUGCCCCAAGAGUUCCUGCUAAGCCUAUGUGAAUUUGCGCAUUUGCUGAUGUUUGUACGUAAAUAAAUAAUACCUCCUUAUGGCCAUG
Molecule: messenger RNA, 402 nt
Organism: Ictalurus punctatus (channel catfish)
Lineage: Eukaryota; Metazoa; Chordata; Actinopteri; Siluriformes; Ictaluridae
Gene: rps26
Product: ribosomal protein S26
Biological process (GO): translation
Cellular component (GO): cytosolic small ribosomal subunit; ribosome
Molecular function (GO): structural constituent of ribosome; mRNA binding
Source: RefSeq, marked provisional